Gigantopelta aegis is the source of this 623-nucleotide messenger RNA. RefSeq lists its product as uncharacterized. NCBI's taxonomy places the organism in Eukaryota, Metazoa, Mollusca, Gastropoda, Neomphalida, Peltospiridae. The transcript is spliced from 2 exons. The coding region runs from base 177 to 605 and encodes 142 amino acids. The record is from RefSeq and is a predicted model, not a curated record.
GUGAGCUCUUCAAAGAUACACCCAAUGGUAAUGGUAAUGAGAUAACUUUAAAUCGGUUCUUAAGUAAAUGCAGUUAUUUUUUGGAAUUGAACCUCCUCAAUCCAUUAGGUUUUUGCUGUUCCAACCAGUGCCUCACGACUGGUAUACCAAAGGCCGGGGUAUGUACUGUCCUGUAUAUGGGAAAUGCAUAUAACCGAUUCCUUGCUGUUGUUUUGGUAGGAGUAACCCAUGGAGUGGAAAGAAGGCAGUCACAAACAUCAAGGAAAUACAACACCGACAGAAAAGAAAUUACGACCAAAGACGUGUUUGUCAACAGGUUUCAAAGCGUUUAUAACAAACUGAGAAAUGACUAUUUGAUUAAAUAUAGGACUUGUAUUUCGGUACUAAAGUUUAAAAAAACCAACACCCUGCGGCGACAGGGUCACAAAGGAGUCAAAGAUGAGAGGCCUUGGCUAGUGUCAUACAUAAUUCGAGGGUUAACAAAAAGUGGAACCUAUCUGUUGUCGGCUAUGGAUGGACUGGCGCUGAAAAGCGGUAUUAAUGGUGUGAAUUUGAAAGAAUGGCAGGAGGCACCAGCUGAUAAAAUGGUCAAAUUCACUGAUUAAAUUUAAUAAUUAAAAAAA